This is a messenger RNA of Microtus ochrogaster (prairie vole), 2671 nucleotides long. It is a transcript of the gene Rnf149, whose product is annotated as ring finger protein 149. NCBI's taxonomy places the organism in Eukaryota, Metazoa, Chordata, Mammalia, Rodentia, Cricetidae. The record is from RefSeq and is a predicted model, not a curated record.
CCCGCCGCGCUACGGCCGUUUCUUGCGAGCGGCGGCCGCCUCCUCAGAGCUGCGGGUAGGCCCUGGAGCGUGCAGGGUCGCUCGGCGCUCGAGCUCUUCUUCUUCUGCAGCCCGGCCGGGCGGCCAUGGCGGCGCGGCGACGGCGGCCCGCGGCUGGCGCGGGGGCGCGGGACACGCUGACGUUGCUGGCGCUGGCCUUGUGCGCCCCCGGGGUGGGCGGCGGGGCGCUCGAGUGGUACUCGGCCGUGGUGGGCAUCGAGUACGUGGACCCGCUGUCGAACCAGACGGUGUGGAGCGUGUCCGAGAGCGGCCGCUUCGGCGACAGCUCGCCCAGGGAGGACAAGCAGGGCCUGGUGGGCGUCCCGCGCGCCGACGGGGACGAGGAGGGCUGCUCUCCCGACACGCGCUUCGUCGCGCCCGGCCGCCUGGGCGCCGCGCCCUGGGUCGCGCUGGUGGCCCGAGGCCGCUGCACCUUCAAGGACAAGGUGCUGGCGGCGGCACGGAGGAACGCCUCGGCUGUGGUGGUCUACAACCUAGAGCACUACGGGAACGCCACCGAGCCCAUGUCGCACGCGGGAACGGGAAAUACAGUUGUCAUUAUGAUUAGCUACCCAAAAGGACGAGAAAUUUUUGAUCUGGUGCAAAAAGGAAUUCCAGUAAAAAUGACCAUAGGGAUUGGUACUCGUCAUAUGCAAGAAUUCAUCAGUGGUCAGUCUGUGGUGUUUGUGGCCAUUGCCUUCAUCACGAUGAUGAUUAUCUCUUUAGCAUGGCUAAUAUUCUAUUACAUACAGCGUUUCCUAUAUGCUGGCUCACAGUUUGGAAGUCAGAAUCAUAGAAAGGAAACUAAGAAAGUUAUUGGCCAGCUUCCACUACACACUGUAAAGCAUGGAGAGAAGGGAAUUGAUGUUGAUGCCGAGAAUUGUGCAGUGUGUAUUGAAAACUUUAAAGUAAAGGAUGUUAUCAGAAUCCUGCCAUGCAAGCAUAUUUUUCAUAGAAUAUGCAUUGACCCAUGGCUUUUGGAUCACCGAACGUGUCCAAUGUGUAAACUUGAUGUCAUCAAAGCCCUGGGAUACUGGGGGGACCCUGAGGAUACACAGGAGCCCAUUCCAGAAGCUGCCCCAGGAAGUGUUUCUGUUGGGAAUCUCAGUGUGACAUCCCAAGAUGAGGACAGGAGUGGAGAAAGCAACCUUCCGUCAUCUUCCUCGAGUGACUCUGCGCCACACCGCCCCAGUUUUAAAGAAGAUGCAGGGGAAGACACAGCGUUACUAGGAGCCGGCAGGAAUGACCCUCAACAUGGAGGAUCCAUCUGCUAGCACACAUCCUCACUGACAGCCUCACCGACAGAGCCUUGGCUUGAACUACAGGACAUUUAAUUUUUUACUCUAGGGCAUAGUUUGUAUACUUGAAAACAGUGGAUAUUAUUUUACUUUACCUUUCAGAUUCAGAUUUGAUAUACAAAGGGCUGAGAUAUUUUAUUCCUAAAAGGACUUUUAAUUAGCCUUGAUCUAUUUAUCUACUAAAGUAUGAUGUAUAUUAUAAAUUUUGUUGUGUCAGACUGUCACAGAUUGGGGGGAGGGGUGUUUCUGAGUACUAGACUAGCUUCUGUGGUACUGUAAACCAAGAUUCUGUUUCUCGGGCUUUUAGACAAAGCUCACUAAGUUAAAGUAGAAUUGUGUAAUAUAAUUCAGUAAUUGAUCAAAUGACUUUUCCCUGAAGCAGAGACUCUUUAGAACUUGUAAAAUGAGAAAUCUUGCCGUAGGCAGGGUGUACAGCUGUAAACCCAGCACUCAGGAGGCUGAGGCAAGAGGAUUUUGAGUUUAAGCCAAACAGAAGGAACUGAGGGAAGAGAGAAAUCAACUGUCUUGCACUAUAUUGUCCAUAGAGACUUCAAAACCAAGCAUACCUUUUUAUUGUUUGGAAUUGUGAAAAAAAACACUAGUUAGUUGAUUUUAUGGUUUGUAUUUUUACCUUUAUUGCCUAAUUUUUUUGACACUUGGAAGGAGGACAUUUAUCCAUGUUUUUUCUACCAAAAAAAAUUGGCAAGUAUGCCAUAUUGCACAUUAAAAGUAUUAAAAUAUUGAUUCAUUGAGAAAUUCAAGUAGGCAUACUGAUGUUUUUAAAUUAUAAAUAUAUUUCGGUGGAUCUAAUCUUUAAAAUUAAAAAGAUUUAAAUUAAAAUUUUGAUUUUUGUUGUUAGACUACCAUUUUUCUAAUGAGAUUUUAACAUAGCUCAGUUUCUCUAUGACCUUUUAUCUCUUUGCUUGGUGUUCCUACAGGUAAAGCCUAUUAAGAUCAUUGCCUAAGUUCUAGAGUGGUCAAAUACACUUUUUAAGAGUGAGGAGUCCUUUGUUGAUCCUAAACUUGUGUUGCAUGUCUACUUUGUAGACAAAAAUAAAUGCUUAUUGACAAAAAUAUUUUAUGUAACAGAUUUUAUUUAGCAUAGUUCCAACAUUCAGCACAAAUAGUUUACAAAGGAUAAAAAGUCUAUUAAUAAAAGCCAGUCUUUGCACAAAGGACAGAGAAAAAUAUAUUCUUGAUUCAAAAUAUUUUACACUUCAGUGAUAAACUGAGAGUGCUUUUAUAAAGUUCAUUUGUGUGUAUGGGUACUUUCCCUGUAUGUAUGUCUGUGUACCAUCUGCAUGCCUAGUUCCAAAAGAGGCCAGAAGAGGACA